GUGGCUUUUGUUUUUUAAAAAAAAAUCUAUCCCCAAAAAUAUGAUUGACGAUUCAACAUUUUUCGAAUUUGGACAAGAAAUGAUUGUCAUACGUGAAAUAUUUGAUGGUGCACAUGAAUUAUUUGAAAAUGAAUUGGAACGUGCAUUCGAAUUUGGUUGUCCAACUAUUGUGAUCGAACCAUGUCGUUUAGGUGAAGAAACAGCACGUUGGAUUUGGUUUGGUGAAUAUCUAACAAGAUAUUCAAUAAUAACCGGUAUUGGUUCAAUUAUUACCGGAUUAUUAUGGCCGAAUAGGAUUUUUAUUCAAUCAACAUUAAUUGGUACUGCAUUGUUAGCACAUGGUAUUCAUUUAGUUUCAUGGCAACAGGAUAUUUGUUCACAAUAUCGUGUUGAAUCUAAUCCUGAACAAUAUCUUAAAUUAUUGGCUUCACAACAAUCGCAAGAACAGACAAAAUUUCCCGAAAUAGAUGCUGUAUCAUUGGUUACAUCAACACAGGAAUUUUCGCCUGGUAAUGAUUCUGAUAGUGGAUCAUCGGAUGACAAAAAGAAACAACAACAGCAACAACAAUCACCACAAUCAUCCGAUCCGUCAUCAUCAUCAUCAGUGAAACAAAAUCGUUAUCGUCCAACAAAUCCAUAUGAAAUGAUUUUAUCAACAUCAGCACGAAGACAACGAUCACCAGUUGUAUUAUGUCGUCGAACUAAUAUCGAUUUACGACGUUCAAAUUGGAUCAAUGCAGCCGUAUCUCUGUUGGCUAUUGCAUUUUCAUUUAUUCGUUUAGUUAGAUCAUCGAUUUUUCAUCAUCAUCAUCAUAAUAAUAUAGUUAACCAUUCAACAAAAUCAUUAUUGAUGAAUCAAAAUUUUCAUCAUCAAUCGUGGUCAUCAUUUUUGAAAACUUUGAUCUAAUCUAAAUUGAAAGUUGUAAAAAUGUCAAGCAUGGCCGCGACAAAAAAAUAAACAAAUUACGAAAGAAAAGGGAGAGAAGAUUUUUAGAAAUGUGAAAAAAAAAGUUGAAAACUUUUCAAAUCA
Messenger RNA from Dermatophagoides pteronyssinus (European house dust mite), 1030 nucleotides. It is a transcript of the gene Pmi, whose product is annotated as Transmembrane protein Pmi. The record is from RefSeq and is a predicted model, not a curated record. Gene Ontology annotation, cellular component: mitochondrial inner membrane. NCBI's taxonomy places the organism in Eukaryota, Metazoa, Arthropoda, Arachnida, Sarcoptiformes, Pyroglyphidae. Gene Ontology annotation, biological process: inner mitochondrial membrane organization.